This is a messenger RNA of Pistacia vera, 944 nucleotides long. RefSeq names its product expansin-A10-like. Gene Ontology annotation, biological process: plant-type cell wall organization. Lineage: Eukaryota; Viridiplantae; Streptophyta; Magnoliopsida; Sapindales; Anacardiaceae. The transcript has 3 exons. Gene Ontology annotation, cellular component: extracellular region. The coding region runs from base 176 to 916 and encodes 246 amino acids. The record is from RefSeq and is a predicted model, not a curated record.
CUAUUAUUUUAGCCAUACAAUAUUUUAUUUAUAUAACCUCUCACUUCCCUUGCUUCCUCAUCUAUAUAUACACUUGAAUCCCCUGACUUCCUUCUCAUAUUCUCCCUCUUCUCUCUUUACUUGUUUUAGCUGGGCACAUUCUCUUCUAAUUUCUCAAUUUCUCUUUGGUUAAGAAAUGGAAGUUGUUGGAUAUGUCAUAGUAGCUUUGCUCACAACACUAAAAGCAGUUGAGGGCUCUGGAAGUGGGUGGAUAAAUGCUCAUGCUACCUUCUAUGGAGGCGGCGAUGCCUCCGGCACAAUGGGUGGAGCUUGUGGGUAUGGAAAUCUUUACAGCCAGGGCUAUGGGACAAACACAGCUGCACUAAGUACUGCUUUAUUCAACAGUGGGUUGAGGUGCGGAUCUUGCUAUGAGAUUAAAUGUGUAAACACUAAAUGGUGCUUAUCAGGAUCCAUUAUUGUCACUGCAACCAACUUCUGCCCCCCAAACCUUGCUCUCCCUAAUAACAACGGAGGCUGGUGCAAUCCUCCCCUUCAACACUUUGAUCUUUCGCAGCCCGUCUUCCAACACAUCGCUCAGUACAAAGCCGGAAUAGUCCCAGUUCAGUACAGGAGGGUUGCUUGCAAGAAGGCUGGAGGAAUCAGAUUCACAAUCAAUGGACACUCCUACUUCAAUCUUGUGCUCAUAACCAAUGUAGGCGGCGCAGGCGACGUGGUUGCUGUGGAGAUAAAAGGUUCAAAAACUGGGUGGCAAUCCAUGUCCAGGAACUGGGGUCAGAACUGGCAAAGCAACUCCUACCUCAAUGGUCAAGCCCUCUCUUUCAAGGUCACAACCAGCGAUGGACGCACUGUCAUCUCCAACAGCGCGGCUCCAUCCAACUGGAACUUUGGCCAAACCUACAGUGGAGGCCAGUUCUAACUUUCCCAACACAAAAUCUGACCAUAAU